Messenger RNA from Thlaspi arvense, 1446 nucleotides. The record is from the annotation of a GenBank genome assembly. NCBI's taxonomy places the organism in Eukaryota, Viridiplantae, Streptophyta, Magnoliopsida, Brassicales, Brassicaceae.
AUGGAAAUUCCAGAAUGCGAAGAAGACGACUUUCACGAAGAAAGAUACAAAAACAGAGCAACCCCAAGCAGUGACGGUGGUUCUUCCGCCACUCCAAGCCACCACAACCACCGCCGCAACAAUAGUAACAACCAACAACAUCCUCUCACGCCGCUCCACCGCAACGGAAACGGAAAACACCAAAACAAAAAACGACAUGACGACGGCGACGAAGACGGAGGCGCCGUCUCCUGCAACAAGUGUCGGCCUCACCACUCUCACCGUGAUAAAUUCUCCGUCGUCCCUCUCGAAAGCCACAACAACCCUUCUUUCAUCUCUAGCCCCAAUCUCAUAAUCAAAUCCAUCUUUCAAUCGCUCACACGGAAAAGCCCCAAACCCUCUUCCGCGGCGGGACUUCCUCCGCGCUCAUCCUCCUCCUCCGCUGCCGACGCUUCCAGAGAAGAGCAGUGGCGGUUAGCCGUGGCGGAGCUAUCCCAUAAACUGAUUCAAGCCACGAAGAAGAAAGAAGACGCGGUCACAGAAGCUUCUAGGUUGAAAUCGUCAAUGGCAGAGCUCGAGAAGAAGCUCAACAAGCUCGAAAUUUACUGCCACAAUCUCAAAUCGGGCCUCGAUGAGUGCAGCAACAAGAAACAGAGUGUUCCGAUCCGUAAAGACGGUUUCAACGACAGGAUCAUUCAGCAAUUCCUCGUCUCAGUGUCGGAAUCUCGAUCUUCGAUCAGGGCAUUGAGCAGAUCUCUCGCGUCGCAGCUACGAACCGUCGGUGGGAAAGUCUACGAGCGACUCUCUCUCCUCCUCCAACCUUUCGAUGUCAAGAUCAACUCUUUCGCGAAAAACCCUAAAAGCCUGAUCUUUUACCUUGAAGCGAUCCUGAGCAAAGCCUUCUUCGAGGAUUUCGAAGCUUCCGGGUUUCAGAAAAACGGGUCGACCCGGAUUUUGAACCCGAUUGAUCGUUGCGAAUCCAAUUACGCGUCGUUCAACGUCUUGAUGGAACUCACGUGGGACGAGGUCUUGAGCAGAGGAACAAAGCAUUUCUCCGAGGAGUUUAGCCGAUUCUGUGACCGGAAAAUGAGCGACGUCGUUUCGAUGCUUUGCUGGAACCGAGCCUGGCCUGAACCACUCUUACAGGCUUUCUUUGGUGCGUCGAAGAGUGUUUGGUUGGUUCAUCUCUUGGCUAACUCAGUGAACCCGGGAUUGCAGAUCUUUCGAGUCGAGAAAGACGACCGGUUCGAUCCGGUUUAUAUGGAGGAAGCUGGUGGAGACCGGUUUAAGAGUCUGGUUCGAGCUAUGGUACAGCCAGGGUUUUAUGUGUAUGGGAGUGUCGUUAAGUGCAAGGUGGUUUGCAAGCAUUGUGGCAACGACGAGGAAGUAGUAGAAGACCGAACGGUCAAGGAAUGUAAUAAAAACGACAAGAGUUUAAUAAGCAUUUAUAGCCCAUUAGGAAGUUAA